This is a messenger RNA of Trypanosoma cruzi, 3996 nucleotides long. RefSeq lists its product as uncharacterized. Gene Ontology annotation, biological process: positive regulation of TOR signaling. Gene Ontology annotation, molecular function: protein binding. NCBI's taxonomy places the organism in Eukaryota, Euglenozoa, Kinetoplastea, Trypanosomatida, Trypanosomatidae. The record is from RefSeq and is a predicted model, not a curated record. The coding region runs from base 1 to 3996 and encodes 1331 amino acids. The transcript has a single exon.
AUGUUGGAGGAAUCUGUAAGGCAUAUUUCCGGUCUUUCACCGACACCCAGGUCGGGGUCACGCUCAGAUACCAGCGUGGUUGGUCCAAGGAAAAAAACAGACCAAAAGGCUCAAUUGUUGGGGAAGAUGACACUUGGCGAUGGACUUAUUUGCGUGGACUUUCUCUCAGGGCCUAAUAUUUUGGCAAUUGGAAGUACAAAGGCUGUUCAUCUUGUGGAAGUGACGCCGAUGAAUCUUCCCAGUCAGGCAGCGGGGGCGGAUGUUUCCUCUACGCCUCACUUGGCGUCCGUUUCCUUUGCGAUGCGCUCAUGUGGCAUGUUUGGUAACGUGGCAAAGGUGGAAGCCCUUGCGUGGUAUCCAAACCGAAAUGAGGCGGUCCUUGCCAUUGUGCAGCUCAGUCGCAGCGUAACGGUGCUUUUUGACGCGCUUUCAAAGAAGGGAGACGCAUACAUGGCCCAGCAGUGGAUUCAUAGCUCUAGGUGCCGCACCCUUGUCUCCUCCACUGUGGCCGGGAGUGAGCCUCUGAGUGCUGCUGUUGUCAGUGCAGCAUCCAUGCCCUCCACACCGUUUGGUACAGCCAUGCAGGAAGUGCAACCAAGCCCAUUUGUGGAACGCGAUCCGGAUCGUCCGUGCAGUAUGGUGGAGGUUGUGAUCAACACCGGCUUCUUGCGGGUGGAGCGAAUCACGUGGGAUCCGCACAAUCCGUACACGCUCGCGCUUACCUCCAAUGCGACGCACUUUGAGUUGUGGACCAUCCCUCUCAGGGACAAAAAAGUGUACCCGCCCAGGCUUAUCCUUCGCCCGCCCGCGCACGACGAACGGUCCGUCACGCGCGGAGUUGUGUUUUCCCCGUUUGACCCAAACCUCAUCGUUGUCGUUGUAGAAAGAGCGAACGCCGGUAAGGUGAUUGUGUAUGACAGACGGCACGUGGAAGUGUUGUGGAGCAUGGAGACGACUGGGCCAUGCCUUUCAGCCGCUUUCCAUCCAAUCUUUUCCGAUCUUCUUGCCGUGUCCUUUCGGAAGGCAAAGACGAAGACCAAUUCACGUGUGCAGUUUUUCCGCGUUCAGAGUGAUGUCAUUGCGGCGCCUUCCACGACGGAAACGAACCACUCUAGCGGUGAGAAACUGGCGAGUGCUCCGGCACCGUUGGAAUCAACGGACGUCUUGCCUCCCAUCGAUAGUAUUGACUCACUCAAUCGACUACGGUGGAGACCGUGCGGGAAUGCGUUCCAAGUGACAGGGGGAGAGGCAUGCGUGGAAACAAGUGAUGGCAGCAUCGACGCAACCUCCUCAAAGUUGUGGUUCGCCACGACGGCGCUUAACGGCCAGGAGAUUAGUGUCUGGGAUGCCGCCAACGGCUUUUCCCCCAUUUUUUCCAUCCGAACUGUCUGUCAUGGGCGCGAGUUUGUUCGACAGGGAGCCCACCACAUGAACCCGACCCUGCAGGAAUUACCUCUGCAGGAGCCAACAGACUGUGUCUGGGUGAAUGCGUUGACACUCGUCUCUAUCUUCAAAGACGGGGGGGUUGUGCUCACAUCCCUCCUGGAUGAAAAAACAACCAGCAGGGACACACUGUUCCGGUGCAUAACCGACCCCAACACGCAGCUGUCCGCGGGAUCCGACGUGCUUAGUCUCAGUGCUAUACUUCCUACGGCGGCGGUGGUGGCCGAUUACUUUGGGCGCAGCUUUGCGGUGCGCAGCAGCUCCUCGCUUCUACGGGAGUACUACACCAAAAUCAUCAACGCCGAGAAGCGAGAGUUACUGGAGGAGUUGGCAUCAGGAAAAAAAAAUGCGGUUGGUGGUGGUGGUGGUGUUUUGAGCUCCCCUUCCCCCUCCUCUACGGCGGUUUCAUUGGGGACUGUAAAGCAUCAUAAAGACUCCUCACGUGCCACGCCCACGGGUGGAAUGAUGUUUGACACGCGUUAUUCCCCACUGCCAUCCCACUGGUCCACGCAAACACCGCUGCAGCAAGCCUCCUUUGAGAGACGGUUUCCGAGUUCUUUGGCUAGCGCCCAUGCGAUCGCAGGGUCUCCGAACAGCGGCAGACGGCUAGAAUUUCUUUUCCCCCUCCUGUUCUCUCUCGUCCCGUCGCCGUCGCCGGUACUCACAGUUGCAACGACAACAACAAGAGCAAUGGGAGUUGAUCGAGUUGUGGCGAACGAUGAUGCCGAAACGAAGAGUGCGGAUAGAUUUUUGCGGCGAUCCCCAUACUUGGUUGCUUUUGACUCACGACACCGCUCUUCGAGGGGCGGACUGGAGACGCAGAGUGAGAGUGGGCUAGAAGGAAAAGCAUGUAGCUUCCCGACACGCCACGGCUUGGAUGGGGCAGCAGCCACGGCGAAGAGAGGAUUGUUUGGGGCACGUUCAGCUUCCGCGAAUGAACAGAGCCUCAGUGAACAUCGUGGCAUAGUGUCGCCUAUGAUUUCACUUAUGAAUGCUCUGGCAAUGACCAGCUCUUUUUCACCAACUCAAUCUGAAGAAGGGAACGCCAGGCGUACGAAUUUAUUUACACCAGUGGGUCGAACGAGUGGAGGCGCCGUUUCUCUGUUACAGGAGACACAGGCCGGUUGUGCCAACUUGACCUCGGAAUACGGUGCAGACGGAGGCUCAGUGGAGAAGAUCCCUGCUCAGCCGCCGCCUCUGGGACGAAGAUCACUCGUUAAACCCGUGAUUGAUUGCUUUGUCCUUUCCAAUGAGACGUGUGGAUGGGCCUAUGUAGAACAAACUUCUGAGGAGGAUACGUUUGUACGCUAUGCGUUGAAUUGGGAGAUGGGCUUUGAUACAUCCCGCAAGAUGAGAGCACAUCGUCAUGCAGCAACGGAAGAAAUUGCCAAAACAGAGACUGAGAAUGUUGAUCAAUGCUUUGCGAGGAUGAUGGGACACAACUCAAAGGUUUGUAGGUCACGUGAGCGAGAAUUGCAAGCUGCAACAAAGGCCAUAAGUGAGGAAAGGGGCAACGUCCCUGGCGUGGAUGGUGCAACGGCCAAUUCCGGUAAAGGAACUGGAAAUAGUGAAUAUCCCUUGGGCUCCGUAGAUCCCAGGGGCCGACUCUGGGCUGCGGCUGCGUAUGCGUGGCGCAGCCACAAUGUGACACUCAUUACAUCGCUUGUGUGCAGUUACCUGGAAUAUACCUCCCUUGUUGGUGACGUGCAGUUUUGUGCUGUGUUAUAUUUACUUUUUUGCCUAUGGUGGAAGCAACGAGGGAUGUCGGUGCGGAGUUAUGCAUGUCCCCUGUUUCCAACGGACGAGAAACCAGCGGGGAAUGCUCAAGAGCAUGAAAAGACGCGGGAAGCCACCAAUGGCAGCCCGUGGCAAUGGAAAAUGCGAGCGCUGCAGUGGGUAGAGCAAUAUGUUACUCGUCUCUAUGAAAUAAAGCUCUAUGUUCCGCUCAACGAGUUACUCAUCAUUGUGCCUGAGGUGAUGGGGAACUUCAGCGCAGGGUUACCGCGUGCCGAGGACGUUGCACAGAAGUUAUUCACAUGCGUCUAUUGUGGAACUUGUCCAAAGUCCGAGUUGGUGCCACGAGCUCCCAAAAAGGGUGAAAGGCUGUUUUUGCACACCGCGACACCCGCAACAAGUGUUGAUGUGAGCGAGGGAACGAAUGAGCGUUUAGGCUCUGAUGACGAUUCAAGCGAUAGCUUUGAAUCUUCCCUCAGUUCCUCCCACUUCUGCAUGUGCGUUCAGGAUGAGCCUGCGGACAGUGGAGCAUGUAACGAUAGUGUGCUUGUGGCAAAGGAGAAGGUCAACGGUGGUGGAUCGGCGCAUCCUCUUUCCAACUCUGGCGUCCCGCCGCGGAACGCGGUCUGUUCUCGUUGUAGAAACGCACCUCUUAUGACGUGUGUCAUAUGCGAGGAGGUCGUGGAGGGAAUGUACUUGUGGCUUCUUUCCUGUGGCCACGGGGGACACGUCCAUCAUAUAAAAGAGUGGCUUGAAGUGUCUAACGAAUGCCCGCGGUGUGGAAUUCCAGUCCUGCGCCCAGAGGAAAAGCUCAGAUGA